Molecule: messenger RNA, 471 nt
Organism: Dichomitus squalens LYAD-421 SS1
Lineage: Eukaryota; Fungi; Basidiomycota; Agaricomycetes; Polyporales; Polyporaceae
Exons: 3
Coding region: 1-471 (156 amino acids)
Source: RefSeq, a predicted model, not a curated record
AUGCAGUUCUCAGUCAAGUCCGCUCCCUUCGUAUUUAUUGUACUUGUCCUGGCAAGUGGGGCAAAGACUACGCCCCUCGCUGCAGAGCUCAGUGCCCCCUCUGAUGAGCCUGCGGCGUACGUCGUGUCCCACGAGCAGAUGAUGCACUGGAUCGCCACGACCGACGCCGAGCUCACCUUCGCCGGCACAGCGAUCAAUCCGCUUACCCCCCUCGCAGAGCCAAGCACCACCGUCACCUACUGUGUUAACCGCGUGGACGAUGUUUGUGGCGGUCCGUGCACCGUGUACACCGGUGCAGCAGUGUGUCUCAGUACACCUAACGUGGUUUGCCUCUCGGCAACGAACAACAUCGGCUUCUGCACCGGCAGCGACUGUCAAGGUACCUGUGGCGAGUGGUUUGCUUGCAACACAUCCCUCAACUUCGGUUUCUGCGCCACUCCAGGAACAGCCUCUAUCCUGAUGCCUGAAUGA